Truncatella angustata is the source of this 2317-nucleotide messenger RNA. RefSeq lists its product as uncharacterized. The transcript has 3 exons. Bases 336 to 2102 code for a protein of 588 amino acids. The record is from RefSeq and is a predicted model, not a curated record. Gene Ontology annotation, molecular function: Hsp90 protein binding. NCBI's taxonomy places the organism in Eukaryota, Fungi, Ascomycota, Sordariomycetes, Amphisphaeriales, Sporocadaceae.
UUUUUUUUUCCAUCGCAACCAAUCAAAUACCCUGUUGGCUUUCUUUAGGUCUGUAGAAUUGCAUCGAAGCUCUGCUCUGCUCUCCGGUCGCUGGUCUCCCAUGAAGCCGCCCGCAGAGUCAACAGUCAAAAGCGGGCUUAUUUCUAAAUCGACGUCAAACUGCUUUGCCUGCCUUGACUACCAAUUCUAUUUUCAUAAUCUUCAAGUCUCACAACUAAGAGUUCCGUCUCCUUUCGCACUUUUACGCAAACCGUCCCCUUUUAAUUGAUUGAUACCCCAGCCCGACACAAACCCAAUCCUUUUACCUUGUAACUCGACCAAAACAUCCCACUAAAAUGUCGACUGCGGAUGAGCUUAAGGCUCUCGGCAACAAGGCCAUCGCCGAGAAGAACUUCGAUGAGGCCAUCGACGCUUUCUCCAAGGCCAUCGAGAUCGAUGCAUCCAACCACGUCCUCUACAGCAACCGAUCUGCAGCCUACGCCUCCAAGAAGGACUGGACCAACGCAUUGAAGGAUGCCGAGAAGACAACCGAGAUCAAGCCCGACUGGCCGAGAGGUUGGGGAAGAAAGGGCGCUGCUCUGCACGGUGCCGGUGACCUGCUGGGAGCUUACGAUGCAUACGAGGAGGGUCUCAAGCAAGACCCCAACAAUGCCGGUCUGAAGAGCUCGCUGGCUUCCGUCAAGUCCGCCAUGGACAGAGAAGGUGGCGCUGGCGGCGACCCUAUGGGUGGAAUGGGCAACAUGUUCAAGGAUCCCAACCUGCUGCAGAAGCUCAUGACCAACCCCAAGACCAGCGGCUACUUCUCCGACCCAUCUUUCAUUGCCAAGGUUCAGCAACUACAGAAGAACCCCCAGAUGACCCCAGACCUGUUCAGCGACCCCAGAAUGAUGCAGGUUCUUGGUGUCGCCAUGGGCGUCGACCUCGACAUGAGAGCACCCGGCGACAUGCCUGGUGGCGCAUCGGGUACCAAGGAUGCAGAGGAAGAUGUCGAGAUGCCCGACGUGAGGCCCGCAAGCUCUAGCCCUGCGCCCAAGAAGGCCCCCGAGCCCGAACCCGAGUCCGAGCCCGAGCCCGAGCACGACGACGACGAGCUGGCCAAGAAGAAGGCCAAGGAGGAGGCUGACAAGGAGAAGGCUUUGGGUACCGAGAACUACAAGAAGCGCAACUUCGACGAGGCUAUCAAGCACUACACUGCCGCCUGGGACCUUCACAAGGAUAUCACCUACUUGAACAACCUGGGUGCCGCAUACUACGAGAAGGGUGACUACCAAGCCUGUAUCGAGGCCUGCACCAAGGCCAUCGACGAGGGCCGUGAGAUCUAUGCCGACUUCAAGCUGAUUGCCAAGUCCUACGCCCGCAUCGGUAGCGCCUACGAGAAGCUGGGUGAGAUGGACAGUGCCAUCGACAACUUCAAGAGAUCCCUCACCGAGCACCGUACCCCCGAGGUCAACGCUAAGCUCCGUGCUGCCGAGAAGAAGAAGAUUGAUGAUGCCAGGAAUGCCUACAUCGACCCCGCCAAGGCCGAGGAGGCUCGUGAGGAGGGUAACAAGAAGUUCAAGGACCAAGAUUUCCCUGGUGCUGUCGCCGCAUACAGUGAGAUGGUCAAGCGUGCCCCCGAGGACCCUCGUGGGUACAGCAACCGCGCUGCUGCCUUCGUGAAGCUCUUCGAAUUCCCCAGCGCCCUGCAAGACUGUGAUUUGGCCAUCAAGAAGGACCCCAAGUUCAUCCGUGCCUACAUCCGUAAGGCACAAGUCUACUUUGGCAUGCGCGAGUACAACAAGUGCUUGGACCAGUGCAACGAGGCGUCGGCUGUCGAUAACGAGCACCACAACGGCGCCAAUGCUCGUGAGAUUCAGCAACAGCAGGAGAAGGCUCUGCAAGCUAUGUACUCUGCUCGCGAGAACGAGACCGAGGAGCAGACCAGGGAGCGUCUGCAGAAGGACCCCGAAAUCAUGUCCAUCAUGCAAGAUCCUAUCAUGCAAUCUAUCCUGCAGCAGGCUCAGUCUGAUCCUGCCGCCCUUCAGGAGCACAUGAAGAACCCUGGCAUUCGGGCUAACAUCCAGAAGCUGGUCGCUGCUGGUGUUAUCCGCAUGGGUCGAUAAACAACAACAACAAAAGUGACGAGGAAUGACGGCUCAGGAAGGAUGCUACAUUGGUAAAGGCUAUGGAGCGCUGGCAUGGUGUACUCUAUCUAAUUCGGUCAUUUUCUUUUUUCGGCGUCGCACAAUUGCAUGGCUGGAGUAAAUAAUAAUGAUUGCACGAUUCUUAGAUCUACCGAUUUCACUAUCUUGUGUGUAUGUUCCUCACGGGCUACCCU